UCAAUAUGUUUGGUCUCCCCACACGAGCCACAGUGAGGAUGGUCGACGUUUCCGCCAUGCUAAGCGUUUUCAUGGCUGUACCGAGCCCCCUGGUGGCGGUGCAGUGGUGGCGUGUCUGUCUGGAUGAAGCUCAGAUGGUGGAGAGUGUGAGUUCUCACACGGCUCAGAUGGCACUACGGUUGACAGCUGUGAAUCGCUGGUGUGUCACCGGCACACCCAUCGAACGCGGCUUAGAUGAUCUACAGGGCCUGCUUAUGUUUCUUGGCACCGAUCCUUACUGGGAGAAAACCUGGUGGCAGAAGCAGCUGUAUCUGCCUUAUUGUCAUGGUAACAGCAAGCCGAUGAUUAGCGCCAUCUCUAGGGUGUUGUGGAGAACUGCGAAGAAGGAUGUGGAGACAGACGGCAGCAUGAGCACUGCACUGCGGAGGCCACCAAGAACCUGUGUCGUUGGCAUGCACCAACAACGUGAAGCUGACGAGUCCUUGACCGACACACGAGUGCAGAAACUGUUUACAGUCCGUUGGCUCGAGGUGCGGCAGAGGCGAACGUGUUGUCAUCGUCAAACAGGUGUGCGGGUCGGCUGCUGCUACUGCAGAACCACGAUGACAAUGGAGGAACUGUUGGAUAAUCUUAUUAAGAAAGCCGUCACAGAGAGUGAGGAGUCCCAUCGUCAACUCAUCUCUGCUCUUAACGGUCUGGCUGCGCUACACGUCAUCCAGGGGGCGCUAGAGGAGGCUGUGGAUUACUAUAGACAAGCUCUGGCCUCCAUAGCUCGACACUCUGAUGAGCUGAAGACAGAUUCCCUGCAGCGGCUACACACCCUACACAACCUGCACGAGACGCUCUCACAACGCCAUCUGGGGGUCGCCCCCACGCUGCGUGACGCCACCCUAGCAGAGGAAGCCAACACUCUGCGAACCCGUUACCUAGAGAGCGCCGCUGCAGCCGUGGUGACGGCGCGCGGUGAGCUGCGGGAGGCGCUGACAAACCCUGCCGAUCUCGCGCGCGCGUGCGGAGAUGGCGAUGCCCCCUGGUGGGCGAGCGUGAUCGAGCGCGUGAUUGAGGAGGAGGCUGAGGAUGACGUCAUUCAGCGUAUUCAAGUCGACCUAGACUCGAUCAGCCACCAGGACAGCAUCGUUAACAAGUUCCGCACCCUGCGUGGUCUUGAAUACAUCAUCUUCGACCACAUGUGUGCACUGCGCAAGUCACACGAUGACCUCCAGGGGGCGCUAGCGAGGCUGGACCGCCCGCCGACCUCCGGCGCCAUCUGUGAGGCGGUGGAGUGUCACUUGCGGCCUGCGUCGGGCAACGUUCAGCUGAGCUGUGAUUUCUGCAAGGCAGACAAGAAGUUUGCUGUGUACGAGGCGUGGUUGUUUGACUUCAGGGACAGGCGGGGGAAGACGGCGGGGGAGGUGGCCGACCCUGCGACCCGGGGUCACGGCACGUGGGCGGACAGCGAAGUCGAGCGCUGUCUCAAGCUGCUGUUGCUGUCUCAGGCGAGACACAUGUCUCGCGAGGACAGGCGGGACGCGGACGCACACGUCUCGUACAUGCGUGACCUGAAGAAGGAGUUUCGCUGUCUGCGCGCGAUGUGGAUGGCUCUCUCUCAUCACGUGUCCGCGCACGACGAACUAGACAUGGCCACCACCAGGUUGCGCCUGCGCUGCACGGGCGAGCAGCCACCAGAGGGCGCAGCGCUGCCGGGUCACGUGAUUGAGCCGCGGGAGCUUGGUGAUCAUCGGUUGAGGCUGCAGGCGGACAGGGUGGCGGCGGCGGGAGAACUACGCCGGAGGCUGGGUCAGCUCGUCUACCUCAGGAACCUGGAACGCACGGGAUACGGCAAGAACGGGGGUUCGAACCCCGACCCCUGCCCCACCUGCUACAAGCCUCUAGGAACCGAGUGGAGUGUGUUGCCGUGUGCACACUGCUACUGUGAGGGCUGCAUGCGUGUUCUGGUGGAGCAGCAUAGCUUCGGGGGUCAGCGCCGCAGCACACGUUGCCCCGUGUGUCGCGAACCAGCCGAACACUCGCACAUCUCACACGUAGGGGUGGGGAGGUCACACCCAUCAAGGUACGGGGGUGGGGAGGUCAUACCCAUCAAGGGCAGUCAUUCUACGAAGGUGGAAGCAAUCGUGAGAUGUCUGAUGAACAUACAGCGAGAAGAUGCCUCCGCCAAGUCACUCGUCUUCUCCGCCGUGAGUAGAUGCUCUUGUGUUACAAUUGCCAAAAGACGUGUUGAACAUGAGUUGGACAAGCCAUUGAGGGAGAAUAACAUCACACACAGGAUGCUGCACGCUAACAACAAGUUCCAGCGUCUCAACCUGAUAGAAGCAACACACGUCCUAUUGGUCGAGCCAAUCCUCAACCCAGCCAAUCAGCUACAAGCUAUCGGGAGAGUGCAUCGGAUUGGUCAAACCAAGGCGACGUUUGUUCAUCACUUCCUGAUCAGGAACACGAUCGAGGAGCGGAUGUACAACAUGCUACAGUCAGUGAGAGCCGUUCCCAUGAGCUCCGACACAGACGACAACGCACUCACCAUAGGCGACCUCACCUCGCUGUUCAACGAUGAAGACUGAUGAUCAACGAUGAAGACUGAUGAUCAACGAUGAAGACUGAUGAUCAACGAUGAAGA
Messenger RNA from Priapulus caudatus, 2632 nucleotides. RefSeq names its product E3 ubiquitin-protein ligase SHPRH-like. Gene Ontology annotation, molecular function: ATP-dependent chromatin remodeler activity; protein binding; ubiquitin protein ligase activity. Lineage: Eukaryota; Metazoa; Priapulida; Priapulimorpha; Priapulimorphida; Priapulidae. Gene Ontology annotation, biological process: DNA damage response; protein polyubiquitination. The transcript is spliced from 14 exons. Bases 6 to 2576 code for a protein of 856 amino acids. Gene Ontology annotation, cellular component: nucleus. The record is from RefSeq and is a predicted model, not a curated record.